Gossypium raimondii (Peruvian cotton) is the source of this 1989-nucleotide messenger RNA. RefSeq names its product pyridoxine/pyridoxamine 5'-phosphate oxidase 1, chloroplastic. Gene Ontology annotation, molecular function: NAD(P)HX epimerase activity; pyridoxamine phosphate oxidase activity; FMN binding. The coding region runs from base 25 to 1635 and encodes 536 amino acids. Gene Ontology annotation, cellular component: mitochondrion. The record is from RefSeq and is a predicted model, not a curated record. Lineage: Eukaryota; Viridiplantae; Streptophyta; Magnoliopsida; Malvales; Malvaceae. The transcript is spliced from 14 exons. Gene Ontology annotation, biological process: pyridoxine biosynthetic process.
AAAAAAUUGGAAAAAUAAACAAGAAUGAGGGGAGUGUUGGGCAAAAGCAGAAAAAUGAUAUGCUCGCUUCUCAGCCAAGCACCGGUCUCUCCCGCUAAUUAUUAUAGGAGCUCUCCUUCCAUUUACAAACCCAAACCAUCGAAUCGCUUCUCUUGGGGUUUUCUGGCUCCAAUCCCCAGCCCUGCUAUCCGAGUGUUUUGUUCGAAGCCCGGUGAGGUGGGAGGAUUAAUGGCUUCUUCCGUUCAAAAUCAGGGUUCUAUUUCCUACCUAACCCAACGAGAGGCUGCUGAGGUUGAUGAAACUCUCAUGGGCCCUCUUGGUUUUAGUGUUGAUCAGCUCAUGGAAUUGGCUGGUUUAAGCGUUGCCACAUCGAUUGCUGAGGUUUAUAAACCAAGUGAGUAUAACCGUGUUCUUGCUAUUUGUGGUCCGGGAAACAAUGGAGGUGAUGGUCUGGUUGCUGCUCGUCAUUUGUAUCACUUUGGGUAUAAGCCAUUUGUGUGUUAUCCUAAGCGAACUCAGAAACCACUUUAUUCUGGUCUUGUCACUCAGCUGGAAUCUCUGUCAAUCCCUUUCCUUUCAGUUGAUGAGUUACCUAUGGACUUGUCAAAGGACUUUGACAUUCUAGUGGAUGCUAUGUUCGGCUUUUCAUUUCAUGGUGCACCAAGGCCACCUUUUGAUGAUCUGAUUAAGAAGCUUAUUAACUUACAUUAUUAUGAACAAGCGCAACGAAAGUCCCCUGUUAUUGUGUCUGUAGAUAUUCCAUCUGGAUGGCAUGUUGAAGAGGGUGAUGUUGGUGGUGAUGGAAUUAAACCUGACAUGUUGGUUUCUUUGACUGCUCCAAAACUGUGUGCAAAGAAAUUUUCCGGGCCUCACCACUUUCUAGGUGGUAGAUUUGUCCCGCCAGCUAUAGCUGAAAAGUAUAAGCUUCAACUUCCCCAAUAUCCAGGCAUGUCUAUGUGUGUUCGAAUUGGAAAGCCUCCACAAAUUGACAUAUCAGCCCUUAGAGAGAAUUAUAUAUCUCCAGAGUUCCUUGAGGAGCAGGUGGAGGCUGAUCCUUUGGAUCAGUUCCGCAAAUGGUUUGAUGAUGCGAUGGCUGCCAACUUAAAGGAACCAAAUGCUAUGGCAUUGUCAACCACUGGAAAAGAUGGAAAACCCUCAUCGAGAAUGGUAUUGCUAAAAGGGGUUGACAAGGAUGGUUUCGUCUGGUUCACCAAUUAUGAAAGUCAGAAGGCACGUCAAUUAUCAGAAAAUCCUCAUGCAGCACUUCUUUUCUACUGGGAUGGGCUUAAUCGACAGGUAAGAGUGGAAGGAUCUGUUGAGAAAGUUUCUGAUGAGGAAUCCGAGCAAUACUUUCACAGUCGUCCUCGAGGCAGUCAACUCGGAGCAAUCGUAAGCAAGCAGAGUACUGUAGUUCCUGGACGCCAUGUACUGCACCAGCAAUACAAAGAACUAGAAGAAAAAUACUCCAAGGAGAGUUUAAUUCCAAAGCCUAAAUACUGGGGAGGAUAUAGACUUAAACCAGAACGUUUCGAGUUUUGGCAAGGACAGCCAUCCCGUUUACAUGACAGGUUGGAAUAUUCCCCUCAAGAGACCGACGGAAAACGAGUUUGGAAAAUUGUUCGGUUGGCCCCCUGAGUUCGUAUCUUCAGCUUCUUCACUGUCAAGUUAGCCUGUGGUUUUCACAAACCUUCUAACUUGCAAGUAUGUAUUUUCUGUGGCAUUGAGGGGCAGGGGGGUGUGCAUGACAUUUUACCAUAAGAAUUGUACAUCCUUGACUCUUAAAUACCGCAAAGGAUCAAAGUUUAGCUCGGGUUUGAAAGAUGCGAGUGAAUGGCAUGGUUCAGGAUCUCUUACAUGGAGAUUGAAUCAUGAAUGAGGGAAAAAAGAUCCUGAAAACACAAGAGUAGUAAAUUUACUUCAAAUUUAUUUGUGUUCUUACCUAUUGCUUUGCUUAUAAUUUAAAGCCUAGCUACCGUUUUUAUCUUCAAA